Dipodomys ordii (Ord's kangaroo rat) is the source of this 1174-nucleotide messenger RNA. It is a transcript of the gene Tspan1, whose product is annotated as tetraspanin 1. Lineage: Eukaryota; Metazoa; Chordata; Mammalia; Rodentia; Heteromyidae. The transcript is spliced from 8 exons. Gene Ontology annotation, cellular component: membrane. The coding region runs from base 148 to 873 and encodes 241 amino acids. The record is from RefSeq and is a predicted model, not a curated record.
GGGUAAGCAGUGGUGUGUGAGAGCCAGCCUGUCCUUGUGCCAGGCCACUGAGUGGCAGCUUCCUGGAGCAGCGUUUGUCCCUUCUGGAACCUCAGCCGAUUCUUCUCAGAACUUUCUGCCAAGAGUCUUGACUGAACAGGAGCCACCAUGCAGUGCUUCAGCUUCAUCAAGACCAUGAUGACCCUCUUCAAUAUGAUCAUCUUUCUGUGUGGUGCAGCUCUGUUAGCUGUGGGCAUCUGGGUGUCGGUCGAUGGGCCAUCCUUCCUGAAGAUCUUUGGGCCGCUGUCGUCCAGUGCCAUGCAGUUUGUCAACGUGGGCUACUUCCUCAUCGCGGCUGGUGCACUGCUCUUUGCUCUUGGUUUCCUGGGCUGCUACGGUGCUCAGUCUGAGAACAAGUGUGCUCUCAUGAUGUUCUUCUUCAUCCUCCUCCUCAUUUUCAUUGCUGAGAUUGCAGCUGCUGUGGUUGCCUUGGUGUACACAACAAUGGCUGAGCAAUUCCUGGCAUUGCUGGUAGUGCCUACCAUCAAGAAAGACUACGGUUACCAGAAUGACUUCACACAAGUGUGGAACUCUACCAUGGAAGGGCUCAAGUGCUGCGGCUUCAACAACUACACCGAUUUUGAGAACUCACGCUACUUAAAAGAGAAUGGUGUCAUUCCUCCAUUUUGUUGUAUCAACCCUCUCAACAGCACAGAAGAGGAACCAUGUACUUUGGAAAGAGCCCAAAACAUGAGUGUACAGGGUUGCUUCAAGCAGCUUUUGCAUGGCAUUCGAACCAAUGCAAUCACUGUGGGUGGUGUGGCAGCUGGAAUUGGAGGCCUGGAGCUGGCUGCCAUGAUUGUAUCCAUGUAUCUGUACUGCAAUCUGAAAUAAAUCUGCUUCUGCCUCUGCCACGGCUGCCGCCACAAUGGACUGGGAGGAGGCAUGUUGGAAAGCCAGGCAGAAUGGGGAUGAAAUCUCAGUGUCAUUCGGACUGGAGUGGGCCAGACUUUAUUGCUCCAGACUUGGGACUAAAUAGGAACCAACUCUUUCAGGCUGCGUAACUUUUUUUCCCCCCUCUGGUGGAGGGGCUAGGGCCCUGGGAGAAAGAAAGUCACCUUACAGCCUGGGUAUAUUCAAACUCAUGGGAGCCACAGUGUGGAUGUGGAUAAUACAAUUAAAAUGUUUCCAUUUG